Molecule: messenger RNA, 840 nt
Organism: Mesorhabditis belari
Lineage: Eukaryota; Metazoa; Nematoda; Chromadorea; Rhabditida; Rhabditidae
Source: the annotation of a GenBank genome assembly
AUGGGCGAUUUCGAAAUUGACGAUUUUUUCGGGAAUGAUAAUUUGGGAGACGAGCCGACAGUAGAAGAGGAAGAAGAUAGAGAGAAUGCCGUCGACAGUUUGUUUGCCGAGGAAAAGAAGGAAGAUCUCGCCAAGAAAAAACCAAAAAGAAAAAUCCCUGAUGCGGCAAGGUUCAACGAAGCAUUACUGAUGGGACCAAAGGGAAUAAAACAUUUAUCCGAACUCUGCCAGACAUUUAAAUUUGACCAAAAAGCUGGACCGUAUCAAAAUCUGGAAAACGUGAUGAAGCUCUACCAGCACUGGGCUCAUGUAAUGUACCCGAAGUUCAAAUUUGAAGACACCGUCGCUCAAUGUGAGAAAUUAGGUGGAAAGCGAGCAAUCAAAAUUUACAUGGAACGAAUGAGACAAGGAAUGACAAUGUCUCCGGAAGAAUUCGAUCAAUUACAUGGAAAAUCCAACGAAAGAGAGGAGGACGAAGAACGAACCAUGGAGCUGGAUACUUUUUCGAAAUCGAUUUUUGCUGAAGAAUCCACCGAUCAAUAUCCAGAGCCUUCUACUAAACCGAAAUCCAACCAAGUUGAUGAGCCUGUAGCCGCUUCCGCUCCCCGCGUGCUCACCGAGGAAGAAAGAAGGAAAGUUGCUGAAAAUCGACUACGAGCUUUGCAGAUUCGAGAGCAAAAACAAAAAGAGAAGGAACUGGCAGCAAAGAUGGCCGAAGAGGAAGAAGCUAGGUAUGCGGAAGUCGCCGAAGAAGCUGUGCUCGUGGACGUUUCACCACCGCCGGAAGCAAUGCAAGAUGAAAUGCUCGACGAAGAAAAUAUUAUGAAUGAAUUAGGCUUU